AUCGAUCUGUGAUUGGUCUCUUUUAGGAAGAAUGAAAGUGGAGAUUUGGCCAACGUCGGUAGCUGCUUCUGGCAAUUGCCCCUGAAGAAAAAAAAAUGGCUGCCUUAGAAAGGGUGAAGGUGCUUGUGUUGGGUGAUUCAGGUGUGGGAAAAUCAUCACUUGUUCACCUAUUAUGUCACAAUCAGAUGCUGGGAAAUCCAUCCUGGACUGUGGGCUGCUCUGUUGAUGUCCGUAUUCAUGACUACAAAGAAGGAACUCCAGAAGAAAAGAUCUAUUUCAUCGAAUUAUGGGAUGUUGGUGGUUCUGUAGGCAGUGCUAGUAGUGUGAAAAGCACACGUCUUAUGUUCUACAAUUCAGUAAAUGGAAUAAUUUUAGUGCAUGAUUUAACCAACAAAAAGUCCUCCCAAAACUUGUAUCGAUGGUCUUUGGAAGCUCUUAACAAAGAUGUGACUCCAUCUAGUGUCCUGGUGACAAAUGGAGACUAUGAUCGGGAGCAGUUUGCUGAUAACCAGAUUCCACUGCUUGUCAUAGGAACAAAAUUAGAUCAAAUCCCAGAGACAAAACGUAAUGAGGUCUUGAGCCGAACUGCUUUUCUAGUUGAGGAUUUCAGUGCAGAAGAAAUCAAUCUGUUCCCUGCAGAGGGAGCCAUAGCAUCAGAUAUCUUGAACAUCAAAAGAGCCCAAGGAUCUUCUCUGCAUCUUUCCUCCAUUUCCUCUAAGUGUGUAUAUUAUGCAAGAUUUAACAUGGAAAGGAUGAAAGAUUGUACAAGUCCUCGCUACUUGGCUGCAGGUUCCUCCAAUGCUGUCAAGCUCAGCAGAUUUUUUGAUAAGGUUAUAGAAAAGAGAUACUAUAUACGAGAUGGUAAUCAGAUUCCUAGCUUCUCAGAAAAAAAGAGAAUUGGAAGUGGCUUUGUAAAGAAUUUUCACUAUGACUGAUCCUCUGCUGUGCCAUCUAUAAAGUGUGCAAAAUGAAAUGAAUGCAGCAUUCUGGUACUAAGCAAAGUCAGAUCUUCUCCCAAUCACAGUGUAUGGGACUGUGUCUUCCCAGAUUUAUUUAGAAAGAAGCUGCAAUUCACUAUCCAAGAAGCAUAAUGAGUACCUAGCUUUGUUGUAGAAUAUGCUGUCUCGUAUUACAUUUUUAUUCAUUAUUAUUAAUUUGCAAAUACAAAUAACAAGUCAGUGAUAAGUGGAUGACUAGGAAAGAGAUUCUACAGCAAUUAUACCAACAUCAUUCCCAUUCGAGCCGAUGCUAUGUCACUGAUAGCAAUCAAAGCUAAAGGACAUCUGAAUUAAACAUAUCUAUAAAUAAUAAUGUCUCAAACAUGAAGGAAUAGAAUCGGCAAAGCAAGCCUGCAAAUAAAUGACCAUGCAUACCUAUUUAAUAGUAUAUUCUAUUUAUACAAUUUUAAGUGUCAUUAUAUGGUAAAAUAUACCAAGAAAAAUUGGGAAAGAAGGAAAACAAAACAACUCAGCUGAAGGGGUACAAAUUAGUGGCCACAAAUGUUUUGUGUUCCUGUUUUGUAGUAUCCUCUGCCCUCCAGAUAGAAGAGUCUGAAAGUUUAUAUUUUAGGGGUGUGCAACAUUUCAAAUUCUAUUAGAGCCUGCCCAUAGGAGCUGGGUGCAAUUUCAUUUAUUCCUUAGCAGCUGCCAUGAGGCCCAGUAAAAAGAUGCUGCUGCUUUAAAGAAUGCAGACAAAUCUGGCACUUGCCUACUCUAAAGCACAGUUUAGAAAUUGAAUUUGAAGCAUUAUGCAAGUAUAAUAAUUUAUCACUUGUGAUUAUACUCUGAGCAGAAACCCAGAGUAAUAAUUGUAUUAUGAAGAUGAGGAUACCUGUUAUAUGCAAGCACUCUGACACAGAAUAAAGAUUUUUUUAAAAAAAUAUUGUUCCAAUUUGCCUACUCAUGUAGAGAUCUGAAGAUGAGGAGCAGUGAUAUCUUUCCUGUUGUUGGUAGCAGUAACAUGGUAAACCACAGCUGGGGUGGAGAGUUCAAACAUGCUGGGUUUAAUGACACAAAAAGUAAAAUU
Protobothrops mucrosquamatus (brown spotted pit viper) is the source of this 2025-nucleotide messenger RNA. It is a transcript of the gene RABL3, whose product is annotated as RAB, member of RAS oncogene family like 3. Gene Ontology annotation, cellular component: endomembrane system. The transcript has 9 exons. Gene Ontology annotation, molecular function: GTPase activity. Bases 96 to 935 code for a protein of 279 amino acids. Gene Ontology annotation, biological process: intracellular protein transport. Lineage: Eukaryota; Metazoa; Chordata; Lepidosauria; Squamata; Viperidae. The record is from RefSeq and is a predicted model, not a curated record.